Molecule: messenger RNA, 1652 nt
Organism: Fomitiporia mediterranea MF3/22
Lineage: Eukaryota; Fungi; Basidiomycota; Agaricomycetes; Hymenochaetales; Hymenochaetaceae
Product: WD40 repeat-like protein
Exons: 14
Coding region: 20-1591 (523 amino acids)
Biological process (GO): negative regulation of fatty acid biosynthetic process
Cellular component (GO): Cul4-RING E3 ubiquitin ligase complex; cytoplasm
Molecular function (GO): protein binding
Source: RefSeq, a predicted model, not a curated record
AUUUCAUGACGAUCCCAGAAUGAAGCGCAAACGACUUGGAGGACCUUCCUCAUCAGGAGCGAGAGUAGGAGGACAUACUCAAACUUUCGAUCCUACUGCUCGUCUUCACUCCAUAUUCGAGUCUGGAUUUCCGUAUUCCAAGAAAUUGCUUGCGCAUAGAUCUUGUGUGAAUGCAAUCACAUUCUCGAAGGGUGAAGGACGUUGGUUGGCUAGUGCUGGCGACGAUCUACGUGUUUUGUUAUGGGACCUUCAUCAAGAGGACGUUCGAGCGCCUUCUUGCUCACUAACGGGACAUAGAUCAAAUAUAUUCUGCCUUGAUUUCUCCGCCCAGAACCAGUUUGUCUACUCUGGGUCAACGGAUGAAAAGAUUUUGAAAUACGAUAUAUCUACUGCUUCAAGUAGUUCAAGUGGAACUCCGAUACAGACGUUCUCAACUCAUGAGGAUAACGUACGAGGUCUUUCAUGUCACCCAGAGAAUGAGGAUAUGUUCCUUAGUGCAGGGGAAGACGGCGUCAUAGCGCUGCACGACUCAAGAGCUGUGAAUGGAUGUGCAGGAUCGGUUAUGAACGACUGCGAGGUUACCGACGUGCGAUUCCAUCCACGAGCAGAUAAAUUGUUCUUCACCGCGGACACACACGGGAACGUAUGUUUACGUGAUACACGGAUGGCUUUUGCUGAUAGGACGAGCGCCGGUAGUAAUGGAGUGUCAGUCGCAGGUGGGAAGGGAACAGUUAUGAAGUAUGCUACUGCGAUAUUGAGGCGUUCGGUACCGUACAUGGUCCAGCCGGAGGCUGCGAGUCUCGCGAUCGAUCGGAGUGGGACGAAGUUUGCUGUGACCUUUCUGCAUCAUCUACCAACAAUCUAUUCGACAGCAGAUCCAAUACCUCUAGCAGUCUGCAGCGGUAAGAACUUUCCUAACGGCUCACCUGUACCAGAAGGAGAAAGCUCGUACAGGAACACAUGUACUAUCAAACACGGAGCUUUCGGUGGACCAGCUGGAGACACGGAAGAUGCAUACUUUACCACUGGUUCAGACGACUUUCGUGCGUACGUAUGGAAGAUCCCGAACCUGGCUGGGCUACGAGAAGAGAGGCGCGUUCUGGACGAGAGCGAGUUUCAAACUGAAUCGCCUCGAUUGAUUGGAUAUGCACAGAAUACAGAUGACAAUUAUAUAUACAUUCCCGCCGAUAUAUGCACUCCUUUAUUCCGGCUUCAAGGUCACGACUCGAUCAUCAACAGCAGCAUCAUCCACCCACACAUGCCACAAAUUGCAACAUGCGGCGUCGAGCGACACAUCACGAUCCACAGUCCGACACCAACAGCGCCGAACAUGAGUUUCAUACGUACACGGGAAGAGGUGCGCGUACCGCCUCGGGACGACCCGCAGACAACGAGACGGUUUUUACAGGCGUUGCUUGCGGGGCAUAAUAUCCAUGUGAAUGGGAGUGAGGAUGGGGAGUCGGAGGAGAGGAAUACUAUUGAUUUCUUUGAUGGGGUGAUACGAGAACAUGAAGACGUGAAUGUUUUUACAGCUGGAUGGAAAUUAGGUGGAAGGGACGGAGAUAUGGAUGUAGCGCUUGACUCUGAUUAAUACCAAAACAAGUAUUAAAGUAAUGUAGAUUACAACUAAAUUCACGCCGGACACAAGUUUC